Molecule: messenger RNA, 1924 nt
Organism: Limulus polyphemus (Atlantic horseshoe crab)
Lineage: Eukaryota; Metazoa; Arthropoda; Merostomata; Xiphosura; Limulidae
Product: transmembrane protein FAM155A-like
Exons: 3
Coding region: 24-1133 (369 amino acids)
Biological process (GO): calcium ion import across plasma membrane
Cellular component (GO): plasma membrane
Molecular function (GO): protein binding; stretch-activated, monoatomic cation-selective, calcium channel activity
Source: RefSeq, a predicted model, not a curated record
UUAAUUUUCUAAUCCAAUGAAAUAUGACAUUAGUGGCUGAUGAUGGGAGCCGCACGCCUUCUUUGGAAAAGCCAUACAGAAAAGUUUUAGAGAGAUGGCGGCCGUGCUUAGCCUCUCUCCUGUUUUUCAUUAUUGUGCUAGUAGACAACUUCGUAGCUUCUUUAAGUGUUAAAGUUUCAAGUGUUGUUUCACUGCACUUCCGUAACCCUUGGAUACCAGAACAUUUCCUGGAAGAUAGAAACUUCAACUCCAAGGUAAGCCCUACCUGUCCCGUGUUGCAGGGGCCGCGCCAACCCCAGUGCCUUUCUCUGGAGAAGGACCUGUGUGCACUUUCAUCGAGUAGGGAGCGGGAAGAACGCUUACUACACUUAUACCCCUGCUUCUGCUCUCACUACCCCUUGACUGCGGUGCUUGGGCCGCAGGGUCGGACUCAGGUUAUUACAGGUUCAUCAGAUGAGUGUUUGGCCGCCCUAACCUCAGUAGCUGAUCUCGACCACCUUGCUCGACAAAUCAUGUGUGAGUUUGAAUCGGUGCUUGGCCGGUACAACUGUGAAGGGCGGUACUCCGUUUUGUUCAGUAGUCCAGCUUGUGAGAACGUUUAUCGACAGUGGGUGUGUGCCAUGAUACUUCCAUUUUUCAUUCACGACCGUCACGUGAAGCCUUGUCAAACGGUUUGUCACAAAGUAGAGCAGCAGUGUCCCUACUUCCAUCCCCGAAUUAAAGAACAGUACGCAGGGGAACCAGUUUUUAAAUGUAUAGAUCCCAAUAUCCCUGACAUUCCGUCUAUCACACCCAACUCUGCUUUCGGCCUGCCUGGAUCCUGCUAUAGGCUCUGUCAUGUGAGUCCACAUCUCGAGCCAGGACCAUGCAAUCUUACUUUUUCUUGGGACAACUCUACGGAAACUACACAAGCUUCAUUACCCACAAAUUCUACCUAUUUAUUUACCACCUCUUCUUCAAGAGCGGUGAUAAAGGCUGCAAACCAGCACCUUGUUGCAGGGCUUUCCAUAGUGGUUGGUGGUUUGUGGCGCCACCUAGUAGCUAGGCAUUGUACUCGGCGAAACACCAGAUGGACCUGGCCAACAAACUUGAGGGGUGUUUGUAAAGAAUCCACCAAGCAGAGGUGUAGCUAGUGUUACUUGUGAUGAAACUUAAAAUAAAACGAAGAAAAGGCAGUUUUGUGAUUUCACAGUUACCUGUCAUGUCCGAACAGAACAACUGACUAUAUAAGAAGGGCUUAUAGCGCCGCCUCAUAAAUAGAAAAACAUAAUGCAAAUAUAGUCAAAUGGUUAUGCUGUUCCCCAAGAGAGAGAUCAUGUUGAAAAAACACGCCGUGUUCUUUAUUUUCAUCACUAUAAGUAAAAGCUCUGAAAUAUAAAAAGCUUUGCGAUAAUAAAUAUUUCUUUGUCGAGAGCAGUUUUUGGUAGGUACAGUAAAUUGAUAUUGCUUCUUCGUAUUUUAAUAAGUAAUUUGUUUUACUGCAGAAGCAAUUUUUUCAAUAACAUUGAUUGAUAUCUAUGAUUUUUUUUUAAUUUCUAGGGAUAAAUCACAUUUAUUAUCUGAAGUCCAGCAGCGCCAGGUCAAAUUUUCGUUUUAACUUUAUAGAGUUGUACAAUUAUAUUUUUUUAUCGUUGUUCUGUCUCGUCGUGAGCUUAACCCUUGCUCGUAAAUAAAAUUCUGGCUGUGUAAGAAAUCAAUGGAAAUAUACAAGUGUAUAUUAAAAACAUACGAGUUCUGUAUACACUGCAAAAAUAUGACAAUGAUUAUUCUAGCUCUUAUAUGCACAUCUAACCGCCUUCAACAUAUCAAAACCGAAUCAGAAAACCAAUGCCCACCCAGUGGCACAGCGAUAUGUUUGCGGAGUUACAACGCUAGACUCCGGGUUUCGAUACCCGUAGUGGGCAGAACAUAGAUAGCCCAUUGU